GUUGGAUGUGUCGGGACUGAGAGCUCAGGAGCCCAAGGGACGGAUCCGGACCUAGCCGGCCCGCCAGGCCAUGGCGCCCUCUGGGCUCCUCGUGACCGGCGCCUCCUUCGCCGCCUUCCGGGGGCUGCACUGGGGGCUGCAGCUUCUGCCCACGCCGGGAUCUGCUGCCCAGGACCGUUGGAAGUGGCGGAACAUCUGUGUCUCCCUGGUUCACAGCCUGCUUACGGGGGCCGGGGCGCUGCUCGGGCUGUCGCUGUACCCUCAGAUGGCUGCCGACCCGAUUCAUGGCCACCCGUCCUGGGCCCUGGUGCUGGUGGCUAUAUCUGUGGGUUAUUUCCUGGCCGAUGGAGCUGACAUGCUGUGGAACCAGACGUUGGGCCAGGCCUGGGAACUUCUUUGUCACCAUUUGGUGGUAGUGAGCUGCCUCAGCACCGCCAUUCUCUCUGGCCACUAUGUGGGCUUCUCUGUGGUAUCUCUGCUCCUGGAGCUGAACUCCACCUGCCUGCACCUACGAAAGCUGCUGCUGCUUUCUCGCCAGGCCCCAUCCCUGGCCUUCAGUGUGACCAGCUGGGCCACCCUGGCUACCCUGGCCGUCUUCCGCCUGGUUCCGCUGGGAUGGAUGAGUCUGUGGCUGAUCCAGCAACGCCACCAGGUACCUAUUGUUCUGGUCAUCCUUGGUGGAACUGGACUGGUCACUGUGGGUGCUACGAGCAUCACACUGGGUGUCCGCAUUUUGGUCAAUGAUGUCCUUCGGUCUCGGCCCCGCCCACCCAUCCCUGAGCACAAGGAAACCAGGGGCACCAGGACAUGUUGCGAUGGUGAGCCUGUCACCAGGGAUGAUUCUACUCUCAGCCUGAAAGACUGAAGAGAAGCCUCAGUCUCCUCCUCUGCCAGUCCUGGGGGAGGUAGAACCAGGACAAGGAGAUGGUGGUCUUCAAUGCACUGUCCCCCAGGGGUAAGGCCUGGACUGGGUUUUCAGUAUCUCAGUUCCUCUUCCAGCUAACUCCUGCAUUCCUAGGAUCUGAGAAGAAAUGCUAAUAUUCAUGGGUGCUUGGGAACCUGGGCUAUUGUUCACUGAAUCCCAUCAUCAGUUGACCCGCCCUUUCCAGCAAACUAACUCCAGAGGUAUAGCCUGUGUUACCAAUAAAGGGUGGCAGGAGGCAUGAAGCUGGAUGAAACUGCCAAUGGGAACAGAGACCCUUCGCUUUAGCCCAGGAAUGGAUGAGGAAAGAUGAAGUCCUACUAGGAUCAGAGAGAGAUCUAGUACCAAAGGGGUGGAAUUGGAGAGAAGAGAGACCUCACCUAUGACCAAAUGAUGGCAGAGGGAGGAGGGCACAACAGGUGAACAGGUGCUAUGCGUAGCCAGUAGGGAUGGACAUAACGGUUGCCAAGAGACAGAAGAAAUUGGACCACAACAAUUGCUGGUGAUAUUUCUGGUUCUCAAAGUCACACUAUUCUGUUUGUACUUCACCCUAGUCCUAUACUGAAGUCCAGAGCCAUAGCAGGAACUCAGCCACCCAUUCUGGGUGCCCAGUGUAGGGUCUUCUCAGGGCCAGGCUUUCAUGGAAGAAUGAGGGCAGAGGCAGCCGAUGAGGUACGGCUUCCACUCGGCUGCAGAGGAAUUAAGGAAUAUCUGACUCUUCUGGAAUUCAUCUGCAAGCUCCCCUUUGUCCCCUGCUGCUUCCACUGCAUUUUUUUCUGUAGCACAAGACCCCUCCCUUCUUCAGGCAGAACAUCCAGGUUAUGGGAAGUUAAGCAGAUUAAAGUUGCUAUUCUACUAAACAAUGGACAGAAAUAGAUAACCCUUAAUUAUCCACAGAAAAGAUACAUGAGCAAGAGCAAGAGUCAGGAAGAUGAACGCAUAAAGUGGAGCUCGAGAGAGACAAAGGGAAUGAAAGCAACAGACAUAUACUGAUUGAAGGACAGAUAGAAAGAAAAAGAUUUGCUUCAGAGAAGACACAGAGACGAAGAGAGAUGGAGGGCAAGACAGAAUCCUUGGCAGAAAUAGAGAAAGUCUGUUAUAGAUGCGGAGAAGAACGAAAAUCAUAGAAUUGGUUAAAUGGUCAUAAACAAAGAGGACAAGCAAAAUGGAAAUAAAGGCUGACAGGAAGGGAUCCCAAAGGUGGAAGGUACAGAUAGUCUAGACAGUGAAACGGGGAGAGUGAGUGACAAGGAGGAACCACCAGACUCCUGGGAGACAGAGGUAAUAGUGGCUGGUAGAUUAGCAGAGGGAGACGAGAGAGAGGUGGAAAUAGAGAUGAGGGGGAUGAGUCAGGGGAGCUGAGAAGCAGAAGAACAGAAGGUGGAGGAGGCAGUCAAUGGAAAGAUUCAUUGACAGAAAAAGCAGGCAAUAUGUUGAGUUGGAGACGGGCAGAAAGACAAAGGACAAACAGCUACAGUGCACAACACAGAGACAGGGGUUGACAGGAACUGAGAGGCAGAGACUGGUAGGACGAUGAGAAGUAAGCAUCGGGAAUGUGAAAUGACAGAAGAAUAAGCAAAGGGACUGAAGAGAAGCACAGAAAACGGGGGUGGGGGAGGGCAGAAUGGUGAAAUAAACAUCCAGAGGAAGGAACAAGGAAAAGGAGGGAGCACAGAGAUGGAGAGAGGAAAAAGCAUCGUAGAGACGGGAUAAAAGAGAGAGAGGGAUUGUGAGAUAUCCCCAUCAGAGAGUCAUUAAGACCAAAGCACAAAGGGGGGAAAUGAUGAACAGAGACUGAGGAGAAACUGCGACAGUUGGAAGUAAACGCAGGCAGAAAACAAGAGCAGAGGGCUUGAAUGUAAUCAGACUAAAACCAGAGAUGCAAAGGUGUGGAAGUUGAGGUAGAGAAACGAAGCAGAAUUCUGUCAGAGUUUGUCCUUAACGGACGUAGUAUCUUCAAACCUCCAUUUGCUAUUUUAACCAAAUGCCUUGAUUAACAAAAACAUUGUUUUCAGCUUUCGAAGAAAAAGAAAUGUGACAAACCCAUGGGAGGAAUCUGUUCCCUAUGUGUUCAUGUCAGUAUUGAUUCAUUCCCAG
Molecule: messenger RNA, 3019 nt
Organism: Mesoplodon densirostris (Blainville's beaked whale)
Lineage: Eukaryota; Metazoa; Chordata; Mammalia; Artiodactyla; Ziphiidae
Gene: TLCD2
Product: TLC domain containing 2
Exons: 4
Coding region: 71-865 (264 amino acids)
Biological process (GO): regulation of membrane lipid distribution; plasma membrane organization; phospholipid homeostasis
Cellular component (GO): plasma membrane
Source: RefSeq, a predicted model, not a curated record